AUGACCAUUGUGUACAAGCCGUAUCAAAGGGGGAUUUACUGUGAUGAUGAGAGCAUCAAGUACCCCCUAAAACCAGACACCAUCACUCACGUCAUGUUCGCUGCCGUCACCAUCUCCUGCAUUGUCAUUAUCAUUUCAUCUGGAGAGGCAUAUCUGGUCUAUAGCAAGAGGGUUUACUCCAAUUCAGACUUCAACCAGUACGCCGCCGCUCUCUACAAGGUGGUGGGCACCUUUCUGUUCGGAGGGGUGGUCAGCCAGUCUCUGACCGACCUCGCCAAGUACACAAUCGGCCGGCCCAGGCCUAAUUUCCUGGCCGUGUGCGCGCCCAAGGCCUGCACGGGCUACGUUCCGGUCAUCAACUGCACCGGCAGUCUGGCCGACGUCACAGAGUCCAGGCUGUCCUUCUACUCUGGCCACUCCUCAUUUGGAAUGUACUGCAUGCUCUUUCUAGCACUUUAUGUGCAGGCCAGACUCUCCGCCAAGUGGGCGCGGCUUCUGCGGCCCACCGUCCAGUUCUUCCUGGUGGCCUUCGCGGUGUACGUGGGUUACACCCGGGUCUCCGAUUACAAGCACCACUGGAGCGACGUGCUGGUGGGGCUGCUGCAGGGAGCGCUCGUCGCCAUCCUCAACGUUCGCUUCGUGUCGGAUUUCUUUAAGGAGCGUCCUCCGCGUCGCGUACGGUCAGAGGGAGUGGACGGCGAGGAGCCGGCGAGGAAACCGAGCCUCCAGAUCGCGGACGCCGAGCACGGCAACCAUUACGGCUACCGCAACAGCCCCGGGCCUUUGUGA
This is a messenger RNA of Menidia menidia (Atlantic silverside), 789 nucleotides long. The record is from the annotation of a GenBank genome assembly. Lineage: Eukaryota; Metazoa; Chordata; Actinopteri; Atheriniformes; Atherinopsidae.